CUGUGCAAAGUUUAUUUUCUGGUCAAUCGUUUCGGAUAUUUUCGGCUAUAAACAUCUUGAAAUAAGAAGGCGCUUUAACUUAUAAAGCUAGUCGUUAGAUCAGUUUGGAAAAAAAAAACUUAUUGAUUAAUCAUGAAAAAAUUUGGGCCAUGGAUUACCAAUUUUUUCAUUAUCAUCGCUGCCAGUUUAUUAACUAAUAAUGUUGCAGUUGCAAAAAAGUCUGGUGUCAAGGCCGUGAUUCUUUACACUUAUGAUGAUGCAACAGUUGGCUCGAAUGUUGUGUCAAUGGAGGUUGACAAAAAUACUUUUAUGAGUGUCAUCAAAGAUUCUCAAUUUACCUCAAGAGCUGCACAACCGUUAAAAUUUAGAGAUGACAACGGAUUUUUUGCGCUUCUUGAUGGCGAUAGCUCGUCAUUCUCUUUUGCUACUGCUAAUGGAAUGGCUGAUUGUGAUUGCAAAUGCGUGAAGAAAGUAAUAACAACGCCUCGUACUAUUAUAACAACACCUCGACCAACACCUCCACCAUUAAAACCGGAUUGUCCAAAUGGUGGAAUUGGAAGAUAUUGCUGCAAGAACGGAGCCAACAAUCCCGACUGUUGCGCGAACGGAGGCAGAGGUCCAUACUGUUGCACAAAUGGUGAAAACACUCCUGGAUGCACAACCCCGCGACCUGUCAUAACAACACGAACAACUCCACCAUCAAAACCGGAUUGUCCAAAUGGUGGAAUUGGAAGAUAUUGCUGCAAGAACGGUGCAAAUAAUCCCGACUGCUGUGCAAACGGAGGCAGAGGCCAAUAUUGUUGCACUAAUGGAGCUAACAAUCCCGACUGCUGUGCUAAUGGAGGCAGAGGUCCAUACUGCUGCGCAAAUGGUGAAAACACUCCUGGAUGCACAACCCCGCGACCUCCAACCUCAACUGCAUCUGUACGCAUUUUUUCAUCUUCUUCAACUCCGGCACCAACAUAUUUACCACCUUCAACCACUCCUAGACCAACUCCUUCACUUAGAACAGUUCCACCCACACCCUCAACGCCCAAACCUAUAGUUCCGUGCCCAUCAGGUGGAAGAGGUCAAUAUUGCUGCGCCAAUGGAGCGAAUAAUCCUGACUGCUGUGCUAAUGGAGGAAAAGGUCAAUAUUGUUGCACUAAUGGAGCUAACAACCCUGACUGCUGCUCUAACGGAGGCAGAGGCAAAUAUUGCUGUGAAAAUGGAGCCAGCAACCCCGAUUGCUGUGUUAACGGAGGCAGAGGUCCAUACUGUUGCACAAAUGGUGAAAACACUCCUGGAUGCACAACACCGCGACCUGUCAUAACAACACGAACAACUCCACCAUCAAAACCGGAUUGUCCAAAUGGUGGAAUAGGAAAAUAUUGCUGCAAGAACGGUGCAAAUAAUCCCGACUGCUGUGCAAACGGAGGCAGAGGCCAAUAUUGUUGCACUAAUGGAGCUAACAAUCCCGAUUGUUGUGCUAACGGAGGCAGAGGGCCAUAUUGCUGCCCCAAUGGAGCGAACAACCCUGAUUGCUGCACUAAUGGAGGCAGAGGCCAAUAUUGCUGUCCAAAUGGAGAAAAUAUCCCUGGAUGUGUCACCACAACACCUCGUACUGUUGUAACACCACCAAAACCGGAAUGUCCAAAUGGUGGAAGAGGAAAGUAUUGUUGCAAGAAUGGAGCUAACAACCCAGACUGUUGUGAAAAUGGAGGCAGAGGAAAAUAUUGCUGCGCUAAUGGAGAAAAUAAUCCAAAAUGUUUACCCCCUACCAAAAAGCCAUUCACAGGGCCAACGUAUAUACCACUGGCAACUGUAAAAACCACUCGUGGUCCAACAACUACUGAAAAGUACACUUAUGGAACACCCCCAACGUGGACAUAUCGUUUCAAUUGGACAUACGCUCCAUGGUCAUAUGAGCCGAAAACCAGAACCUACACUUACACGACAACAACGACUCCUAAAUACUCUUACACGGGAGAAAAUGCCAUUAGAUACGAUGGCGAAUGAGAUGAAUAAGACCUAAUUUAGAUGCAUUAGGCUUAAAGUUACGAAAUGUACAAUGAUAUUAUUUCCUGCCUUAAUCACUGUCUAGCUGUAUUGAAACAUUUAUUAAUACUUUAUUAAUAAAGUUUAAACUGAGAUUUUCUAAUUUAAAUAUCAGAUUGCAUGAUGCAACCUUGUCAACGACGACUAAAUGUCGAGAAAUGUGAGAAAAAAAAUUGCAUGUUAUUAAUUUUUCUAGAUAAUCUACAAUAAAUUGUUUCAAUGAUUUAAGAACAAUACAUUAAUUUAUUGGAAUCAAAACUUCUUUCUUUUUAUUUUGUAUCUUCCUCUUUUUUAUUUCAUUUUUAUGACUUUCGUGACGAAGCCAUUCUUGCAUAAAAAUCGCUUUUUUACGCAAAAUUCAUAUACAUCAAUAAAAAUAACAGGAUGAUGAUCAAAUGAUAAUUAAACAUCGGUAACAGUUCAUUUCUCCUUCUUGUUUCUUUACUUCUUUAGAAUAUUUAUAAAGAAAACUUCAAGUUUACAUUUCUUUUCAUUCUGAAAGAAUAUUUCUUUAAGUAAGAAACUCUUUGGUGACAGUCUCGAUUUAAUUUCUUUUGAAAUGAAACUUUGUAAAAUAAAUUUCAUUUUGAUUUGUAUGUUUUUGAUUUUUCUUACAAACAUUCAAUGUGCGAGUGAGUAAAUAUUAAAAUAUUAAAAAGUUUCAAAUUUAUUAAAAUGAUGUUUAAUUUAUGUGAGGUUUGAAAAAUGUUUUGUAUUCUGCACCGAAAUAUUUACCACCGGCAAGCACUUCUGCACCUUUACGUCCAAUAAUAAGUAA
Molecule: messenger RNA, 2815 nt
Organism: Clunio marinus
Lineage: Eukaryota; Metazoa; Arthropoda; Insecta; Diptera; Chironomidae
Source: the annotation of a GenBank genome assembly